AUGCAUCAUCAUCUGUAUCGGCAGAGUAAAGCGAGAAGGGAUAUUCUUCUUCCACAAUACCAUCACAUAUUAAGACAACCCGAGGCUGACCGUCAUGACCACCACAACCUGUGUCACGUCCAGCAAGACAUGCACUGUUCAAGGGACAACCUUCACCUCCAUCUAAACAAUAGUGAGAGUGACACCAUUGAACUGCAGCCAUAUCGCCUCCGUCAAGCCCCAAGUGCCAAAGAGACGGUUCAUUGUUAUUUUUGUCCUCAUUUUCGAGGUCAGGAACCCUGCCUCAAAAUGAACAACAUCGAAUCCGACCCCCGUGUUCACCACAAGACCUGCUACCAUAACCGAGAUAAAAGCCGAUCUAUUCAGCUCCCACCCCGAUCUCGAUCUUCCGACUCGAGUGAGGAUGAACAAUACCGCUACGACACUGGCCAUCAUCCUGUUCAAGGAAUCCACUCCAAUGAGCGACAAAGGCACCCACCCCCGGCCAAGCACUUCCACCCAAAAAGCUCAAAUGACCUAUUUGACCGCGUCCACCGGCACGCUGAACCACCAGCACGAAGUACUUCUGCUCGUGCUACCGUGUAUAAGUCACAUGAGAAAGGGUGCGGUAGCAACAUAAAAGCCGUUAGAUUCGAAGAGGAUGGCAAGACGCCUGAAUAUGGCGAGACCCACCGUUCAAAUUGUCCUCUGUAUCAUACUCCAUCCCAUCUGGAGGACCAGUAUUAUUCUCGUCGCAAUUCCCAUCAAAAUGAGCCUCAAUCUCGAGAAUCGCGAACUUACAGGUGGGUUUGGGGCCCUCCGUUGCCCGCGGCGGUCCCUCGACGUGGAAAGAUUUAUUAG
Molecule: messenger RNA, 840 nt
Organism: Penicillium egyptiacum
Lineage: Eukaryota; Fungi; Ascomycota; Eurotiomycetes; Eurotiales; Aspergillaceae
Source: the annotation of a GenBank genome assembly